This is a messenger RNA of Lampris incognitus (smalleye Pacific opah), 3346 nucleotides long. RefSeq names its product cullin 5b (gene cul5b). The transcript is spliced from 19 exons. The record is from RefSeq and is a predicted model, not a curated record. Gene Ontology annotation, biological process: SCF-dependent proteasomal ubiquitin-dependent protein catabolic process; protein ubiquitination. Gene Ontology annotation, cellular component: Cul5-RING ubiquitin ligase complex; SCF ubiquitin ligase complex. Gene Ontology annotation, molecular function: ubiquitin protein ligase binding. NCBI's taxonomy places the organism in Eukaryota, Metazoa, Chordata, Actinopteri, Lampriformes, Lampridae. Bases 1 to 2388 code for a protein of 795 amino acids.
AUGGCGACGUCUAAUUUGCUGAAGAACAAAGGCUCCCUUCAGUUUGAGGACAAAUGGGACCUGAUGCGUCCCAUAGUCUUGAAAUUGCUACGCCAGGAGUCCGUCACCAAACAACAGUGGUUUGACCUUUUCUCAGAUGUCCAUGCAGUAUGCCUCUGGGAUGACAAAGGUCCCGCUAAGAUCCACCAGGCCCUGAAAGAGGACAUCCUAGAUUUCAUCAAACAAGCACAAGCACGGGUACUCAGCCAUCAGGAUGAUACAGCACUCCUGAAGGCCUACAUCGUUGAGUGGAGGAAGUUCUUCACACAAUGCGAUAUCUUGCCCAAGCCAUUCUGCCAGUUGGAGAUUACCCUCAUGGGCAAGCAAGGCAGCAACAAGAAGUCCAAUGUGGAAGAUAGUAUAGUCCGUAAGCUGAUGCUGGACACAUGGAACGAAUCCAUCUUCUCCAAUAUUAAGAACAGGCUGCAAGACAGUGCCAUGAAGCUAGUCCAUGCAGAGAGGCUGGGUGAGGCCUUUGACUCCCAGCUGGUUAUAGGAGUACGAGAAUCCUAUGUGAACCUUUGCUCCAACCCUGAUGACAAGCUACAGAUCUACAGGGACAACUUUGAGAAGGCCUACAUGGACUCUACGGAAAGAUUCUACAGAACACAGGCACCGUCCUACCUGCAGCAGAAUGGGGUCCAAAACUACAUGAAAUAUGCUGAUGCCAAGUUGAGGGAGGAGGAGAAACGCGCACUACGUUACCUUGAGACGAGACGUGACUGCAACUCUGUACAAGCACUAAUGGAGUGUUGCGUAAAUGCACUUGUGACAUCAUUCAAAGAGACCAUCUUGGCUGAGUGUCCAGGCAUGAUCAAACGAAAUGAAACAGAGAGUGAGUACGGCAGGAGUGCUCCCACCAAAGGCUCAGCCAGCUCAGAGUUACAUCUGAUGUUCUCUCUGAUGGACAAGGUGCCCAGUGGAAUUGAGCCCAUGCUUAAGGACUUGGAAGACCACAUCAUGAGUGCCGGCCUGGCUGAUAUGGUGGCGUCGGCAGAGACAAUUACCUCUGAUUCAGAGAAAUAUGUGGAGCAGCUGCUCACACUAUUCAACCGCUUCAGUAGAUUGGUGAAAGAGGCCUUUCAGGACGACCCACGUUUUCUGACUGCUAGAGAUAAAGCAUAUAAAGCCGUUGUGAACGACGCUACAAUCUUUAAAUUAGAACUUCCCAUGAAACAGAAAGGGGUUGGUUUAAAAACUCAACCAGAGUCCAAGUGUCCAGAGCUGCUGGCCAACUACUGUGACAUGCUUCUGAGGAAGACCCCACUCAGCAAGAAGCUUACAUCUGAAGAGAUAGAAGCCAAACUCAAAGAAGUGCUAUUAGUGCUGAAGUACGUCCAGAACAAAGAUGUGUUUAUGCGUUACCACAAAGCCCACCUGACCCGUCGCCUCAUUCUGGACAUCUCAGCUGACAGUGAGAUAGAGGAGAACAUGGUGGAGUGGCUCAGGGAAGUAGGAAUGCCAGCAGACUAUGUCAACAAGCUUGCCAGGAUGUUCCAAGACAUCAAGGUGUCAGAGGACCUCAACCAGUCCUUCAAAGAAAUGCACAAACAUAACAAACUCGCAUUACCUGCGGACUCAGUCAACAUAAAAAUCCUGAAUGCGGGUGCAUGGUCGAGGAGCAGUGAGAAGGUAUUUGUAUCUCUGCCUACAGAACUAGAGGAUCUCAUACCAGAGGUAGAAGACUUCUACAAGAAGAACCACAGUGGCAGGAAGCUUCAUUGGCACCACCUCAUGUCCAAUGGCAUUAUCACCUUCAAGAAUGAGGUGGGCCAGUAUGACUUGGAGGUGACCACAUUCCAGUUAGCUGUGCUGUUUGCCUGGAACCAGAGGCCCAGGGAGAGGAUCAGCUUUGAGAACCUCAAAUUGGCAACUGAACUGCCGGAUGCUGAGUUACGACGUACUCUCUGGUCUUUGGUGGCAUUCCCAAAACUGAAGCGGCAGGUGUUAUCAUAUGACCCAUUAGUGACUUCGCCUAAAGACUUUGCCGAAGGAACAUUGUUCUAUGUCAAUCAGGAAUUCUCUCUUAUAAAAAACUCAAAGGUCCAGAAAAGAGGGAAAAUCAAUUUGAUUGGCCGAUUACAGCUCACCACAGAGCGAAUGAGAGAGGAAGAGAAUGAGGGUAUCGUCCAACUCAGGAUACUAAGAACACAGGAGGCCAUUAUUCAGAUCAUGAAGAUGAGGAAGCGCAUCAACAACGCCCAGCUGCAGACAGAGCUAGUGGAGAUCCUAAAGAACAUGUUUUUGCCACAGAAGAAGAUGAUCAAGGAGCAGAUGGAGUGGCUGAUAGAGCACAAAUAUAUCAAACGGGACGAGUCUGACAUAAACAGUUUCAUCUACAUGGCAUAGCAAAGUGUCACUGCAAUGACCCGUGUUGACUGUGGUUUCUGUGGAUCAGGCCUGACUCCAGGCCCCUGUCCUCCAUUUAAGAAAAUGUCCUGUGCAGCGAGGCAUGAUGUUAUGACUGAAACAUAUUUAAAAAAAAAAAAGGAACUUCCUGCCUUUCGUUUGUAUAAAGAAAAGAGAACACUCAUUGAUGCUGCAGGACCCUGCACCAAGUGUUUUAUUGUCGUUCUGGGAUGGUAGGAGAUUCCUCAUUGCUUUAAUCAGGCUGUGAUUGAGAAUGGUCCAUUUUUUAUUUUUUUAUUUUUUUUUUGCCAUGGUGUCCCCCCAUCACCGUGCUGGCCAACCACCAAUCCUAUUGAUUGUGCAACUCUAAAGGCAUGCUGAGAAGAAACUGACUCGACAACCUUGGCCCACACAACACCUGCUGUCCAGCUUUAGUCAAUGUCAAACCCAGACUAUGUGAAAACAGACAAAUCUGUGUCGCUUUCCAUACUGGCACAGAGAGGAGGAUCCUUUUACCCAAAUAGCCGUGUUUGUUGUGGCAACCGGAUGCUUUUGAAGCACUAUCGGUGCUAAGUGGUCUCUACAGUCAGGUGGAGUGAUUAAAGAGUUUUGAGGGGGCAGAAAAAAAGUACUUCACUGUUUUUUGAACUGAAACACAGUGAGCGAAGCCAGUUCCAAAACGUAUGCUUGCCUAUACCCCUUGGUAACAAGUAGAAUAUGGAGAAAUUAGCAUAUUGCUAUCUUGAAACAUAAAUUACAUUAUCCUCUACUAAAUUUGCCAUUGGGUAGUGGCUAGAGGUGGAAUAAAAAUUAAACCAGCGGCUAACUCGUGUCUUUGACACCCCUCUUCUCUGGAAGUAGCCUGAGAGAAAAUGGUGAGGUCAGUAUUACACGUGUUAAUUAAUUCCAAGUUACAGGAGAGUGUACAUUGAGAUGUGAACGACGGAAUGAUUAAUUA